This is a messenger RNA of Topomyia yanbarensis, 1934 nucleotides long. RefSeq names its product zinc finger protein 26-like. Lineage: Eukaryota; Metazoa; Arthropoda; Insecta; Diptera; Culicidae. The transcript is spliced from 3 exons. Gene Ontology annotation, molecular function: zinc ion binding. The coding region runs from base 116 to 1858 and encodes 580 amino acids. The record is from RefSeq and is a predicted model, not a curated record. Gene Ontology annotation, cellular component: nucleus.
UAUCUGAAAAUUGUAAACUAAACUUGUUUGUUCUUCGACAUAAUUUACAUUCAUGAUUGAAAUAUCCGAUUCUUCUAAAAUUGGUGGUUAAAGCUUAGUUAUCUAAAACACGAUAAUGGCUACAAAGAUGUAUACUUUGGCCUGUCGUAUCUGCACACAAGCGGAUGUAGACGAAAUGGAUUCUCUAUAUGAUACCGUAAUAGAGGAAAAGACGCCUGCUCAAAUAAUCGAGGAAUGCUUUGGUAUCACGAUGAAACCGGACGAUGGGCUUCCAACAAAGUAUUGCCAAAAUUGCAAGGAAGAUUUGGGCGCUGUUCUUCGCUUCCACUCCCGGUUGCAGAACUCUGAGGUCAAGUUUAAAGAUAUUCUCGCUAUGCCGAUUAUUGAAAUAACUGAACCUGUUGAUGGUAGUAUUUCGUCAGUCUUUAUAUCGGAAAUGUUCAUUAAAAGCGAGGACGACGACCGUUCUGAUUGUGAAGACCUGCCACCAAAUGAUGAUUCCUCGGAGGAAGAAAUUAAAAACAGAACGCGUCGAAAAUGUAGAACGCAAGCUAAACGUAGAAAGAGGAAAUAUGUGAUAAGCGAAGAGACUGAGUUUGAAGCUGCUGAUGAUGAUUCUGUUGAUCAGAAACCUGUAGUGGGAAAAGAAGAAGAAGAAGUUAAACCAGAUACGUCAAAACCGAUUAAGAAGCAUUGGCCGGAAAGGAAACUAUCUGUUAGUUCAUCCAGCGAUGACAAUUCCUUAGAUUACGACAGUGCACAAAGCUCUGACAAUGACGCAGAAGAGAAGCCCAAAAAAAGGCGACUGUACUACGGCGUCAAAGCGGAUUCACUGCCGAAACGGUGCUGUGGGUGUAAAGAUCUGCCAUUGGAUAGUCACGAAAAAGUCCAAGAACAUUCCUAUAAAUAUCAUUACCGAUAUCAAAUAACAAACGCGCGUGAAAUAGAAGAAAAUCCUUUCGAAUGCCCGCACUGUUACAAACGAUUCGAUUCCAAAAAGGAAUUUCUGCGGCAUCAACGUAAAAUGUAUGUCGAAAGGUUACACCCGUGUCCCAAGUGUGACGAAGAAUUUGCUAAUCACUACGUACUGCAAAGACAUCUCAAAUUGUAUCAUAAGAAGAAAAUGAUAAUUGAAAGAAUGGAAGAGUUGCGCCAAGAAUCGCAUAUCUGCUGUGCUUGUAAGCAGAAGUUCGACUCCAGUGAACUCUUGAAGGCCCAUGCGGAUGAAAUCCACCUGAAGGAACGCGACACGUACGAGGGCGAUUUUGAGUUCGAAUGUGAAGUUUGCUACCGACGUUUUAAAACGCGACAGUCUAUGAAGGUUCAUCAAUAUCGAAUGUUCAAAGGCAAGAAAUUUAUCUGUGCCCUCUGCGGCAAGGCAUUCAAAGAAAAAGCUUUCCUGCGCGACCACGAAAACUCUCACCGACGAGAAAAACCAUACGAGUGUCCUAAAUGUGAUGCACGUUUUUCUAUCAAAGGUUCGUACGAUGCACACGUCAGAUUGCAUGACGCGAAGGACGAGUUCAAGUGUGAAUACUGUGGUCGUGGUUUCCGGACCAAAAGUCUACUCAAGGGGCAUCUUACGGUCCAUUCCGAGGAUCGUCCGUUCAAAUGCCACCUGUGUCCAAUCACAUUCACCCAGCAACGACUGUUGGAUUCUCAUAUUGAAUUUCAUCUGGGCAAUAAACCAUUCAAGUGUCAGCAAUGUCCUGCCUCGUAUCGAUAUCAGAGAGAUUUGAGAGGCCAUAUUCGCGAGAAGCACGAGGGCAUACUAAGCUUUCAGUGCACGUAUUGUCCGAAAGCUUUCAAUCGAAAGAAACCGCUGGUAGUGCACCUCAAAACGCAUGAAGCCAUUUAAAGUGUCAAGUGUGAAGUGUCAAUAAACGUAUAAGGCUUAAAAAAAUACAUUUUGUUUGGUAAAUAACAAAAGCAAU